Aedes albopictus (Asian tiger mosquito) is the source of this 1526-nucleotide messenger RNA. Its product is annotated as transmembrane protein 245. The record is from RefSeq and is a predicted model, not a curated record. NCBI's taxonomy places the organism in Eukaryota, Metazoa, Arthropoda, Insecta, Diptera, Culicidae.
AUAUGCAAUCAAUGGAUAACAUCAUCGACAAUGCGUACAAGUACGGUAGGUCCCACAUCGAACAGUAUGUGGACGAUAUUUUCAACGACACGGAUCCCACGCAGGCCAAAAAGCUCAAGUGCCAAAUUUUGAGCGUGUGGGAUCGGUUGAUACAGAGCUGGAUGGAUCGCAACAAUGGUGAUGGAUUGGUGGGACCACGCGUCAGCAGCCAGUCGAUUCGGAUGACGAUCGACGAGAUUUUUAUUAAUCCAAUAACCAAAGCAGGAAUCAUCGGAUUCGUCAAAAGUAACAUCGGAAUGUUACUGGAAGUGGCUGAUUCGCUGUGGAUCCUGCUGCGUACUAAUCUCACACUUUUGGCUUCCGCCAUUGGAACGCUUGUCUCAGUCAUUCUGGGCGGAGGUCAUGCCGUACUCAAAUUCCUAUUUCACACUAUCAUCUUCUUCACUACUCUCUACUACUUACUUCAAAGCAGUCAAGACCGCUACGCACCCACAGCAAUCACCAUCAACAACUCGUGGGGUCCUCGAAUCAUCCAGGCGCUGGAGGAUUCCAUUUCUAGCGUUGUGGUGGCGACACUGAAGCUGGCCCUAUUUCACGGCCUCUUCACAUGGCUUACGCACACAAUCGUCGGGGCACAUAUCGUCUAUUUGCCGGCUGUGCUGGCGUCAAUUCUAGCGGCAGCACCCUUUCUGGAGAGCUACUGGUGCAGCGUACCGGCCUUUCUGGACCUGUGGCUUUCGCAGGACCGCUUCUGGUUGGGAGCGCUGCUGGUGUUGGUGCACUUUAUAGUUCCGUCCAACUUCAAUCCGAUCAUACAUUCGGAAAUUAAAGGUGGUGGUCACCCGUACCUGACCGGCCUGUCGAUUGCCGGUGGAAUGUACCUGUUCGGGCUAGAGGGAGCCCUCUUGGGGCCUCUUUUGCUGUGCCUGAUGGUUGUGCUGUUUGAAGUUACCAUGAGUGCUAUCCGAGAUUCGCCGGUUACUCCUCAAACGAGGAAAUCCAGCUUAGACACAAACAACGAGCUUUACUCACCUGCAACGACUUUAUCUAAAGAGUGGCAAGCAUUUGUCCACGGGGAAGACCAACUAUCGCUUCAGCGGUUACCCGGAAAUGGCGGACGCGUCCGGAUCAGCGCUGAUGAUGGGCUAUCAGCCGAUGGGACCACAACCGAUGACGGCGACGACAACGACGACGGCAGCGACUACUCCGGGAGCAGCACCCCGUCCUACGUAGAAAGUCUACGCGGACCGGAAGAUAGUUUUAUUAUUUGAUUUUUGCAGUUGCUCACUAUUACUGAGGACAGGUGCCUAAAGAGUUUAGAAGGAAGCUUGGACCUAUUCUGGAGUGGUGUGGAAGCUUUGAUACGGGCCAAAGUGUAACGUUGACUAUGGAUUAUUGCUUAGUGUUUUAUGAAACUCGCAUUUGCCGAGUUCAAUAUAUUUGUUUAUACUUAAUUAUUAUUAAUAAAUGUGAUAUGCUGUAGUUUUAGGAAAAUUCACUGAUUAAAUAAUAGAAAGCUCUCAAUA